CCGCGGCCCAUAAAGCGGCGGCCCGGGUUGCCGCGCCAGUUCCUGAGGAAGGCAGCGUUAUCGUUUCGCUGUCUACAGACGGCUGCUCUUCCCUGGGCGACGCAGCUCCUCCUGAAGAGAAGCGGACUCUCGUCUUGUUCAGCCAUGGCCUCGGUACCUUCCGCUGGCUGCCUCCUGGCCAGGAAACAGUACUACAGAACAAGACAGGACUCGGAAUCCAGUGUUUCUUCCAGCUCCUCCUGCUGUUCAGACUCUGUGUAUGCUACAGACCAGGACAAAGCAUAUCUUGGGUUACCCGAGUCAAUUGAUAAAUGUUGGUGGGUAAAAGGUUUUUUCCAUAGUGGAUCAUCUCCACCAGCUGUCAGCAGAAAAACCCUAUCAGCAAGCAGUACCAACAGCUGAAGAGGACAGCAUUCUGGCUUUACUGACUGAGAUGCUAUAGGCUUGUUUAUCCAAGAGGCUUGGAAUCUUCCUAUUGUCUGGAUUCAACUGCAAGAAGAAAACAAACCUUUCAGAGAGUGGAAAAGUGUAUUUUUAAAAUAUUUGUCAGUAGCUUGAAUGAUAUUGCUUAAUGGACAGGUCCAUGGCCUACCUUGUUCAUCAUAGAGUUCCUAUAAAAUGAGAUAUCUCUCUAACGGAAGUUACCAGGAUUAAAUAUCCUGAUGACUUAUUGGAUAGUUAGGGAAAAAUGACAGUAAAAGUAAGGUAUUAUAGAUCUAGGAGAAGCAUGUGACUUUGCAAUAGGUGGUACCAGCUCUAUAGGCAGUCAUGCCCAUGUAAACAAGAUGCACAUACAUAAUCCAGAGUAGGACUGCUGUAUGGUUUUCUAUCAAGUAUUUGUGUACCCAUUACAGAGAGUAAGUUUACAAGAAAGGUUAUUAAUAGCUUUGCUUUUAGAAAACCUGAUUACAUGAAGAAAUGUGAAUUAAUUUGGUCUCUUUAUCUGAGCAGGAUGCAUAGAUCUCAGUCUCAAACACCCAGGUAUGACUUUUAUUCAUAUCUAUGUAUGUUGGUAUUUGAGAACAGAAUAGAAGAGAGACAACAAACCAGUAACUAGUAAUGGACAUUUACAUUUUCUAAGCACAAGAGCAACCUUAAUCAGAGUGGGUACUCUUAGCUCUGUUUUAGAUUAUUCUCACUUGUAGCUCGAAGAGUUACUUGUUCUUGAGUGAAUAAUCCUGUCUCUGUUCACUGUUGAGCUUAGUUGUGACAGAUCUGGCAAAGUCUUCCAAAUCAAACUAAUCCCAUUAAUGUUAUUAAUAAAGCCUGCCUUUGUAAUGAUUCAUGCUCUUGAAAGAUACUGUAACAUAGCUUUAUUUGGUCUUCAACAUUGCAAAGCAGUACAUCACGUUAUUUAUUGUACCAGGUAUGACUAAAAUACAUCAGAGGUCCUAAAAACCUGCAAGUAUUUAUGAUGUAAUUUCUGCCAACUAUCUAUGCAACUUCUUGAUUUACAGUCACUAAACCUACCUGAGCUUUGUCCAUCACUGGAUGAACUAAAGAUAGCAAACAAUAAUGUAGCCAACAUUUUUCAUUUUGGGUUAAUGGUUGUCAUGGUUAUGUAUAAUAGAACUCUUAUCAAGUGGCUGCUUCAGGAAGCUUUAUUUGGUGGAGGGUAUGUGACACAUGACAACAGAGAAGAACACAGUUCUGAAAUACAGCUUACAGGAAUCUUUAAAUUGAUUUGUUACGUAUGUUACUGUACUGCUAUUGUGUAGUUUAUCUUUGUCUUUCUCUGAGUGUACAGAAUGAACCCUUUUUUUUAUAGUAAGGUUUUUUUUUACCAAUAAAGACUUAAACAGUGUU
Molecule: messenger RNA, 1806 nt
Organism: Calypte anna (Anna's hummingbird)
Lineage: Eukaryota; Metazoa; Chordata; Aves; Apodiformes; Trochilidae
Gene: PPDPFL
Product: pancreatic progenitor cell differentiation and proliferation factor like
Exons: 5
Coding region: 145-402 (85 amino acids)
Biological process (GO): cell differentiation; multicellular organism development
Source: RefSeq, a predicted model, not a curated record